Messenger RNA from Ambispora gerdemannii, 375 nucleotides. Lineage: Eukaryota; Fungi; Glomeromycota; Glomeromycetes; Archaeosporales; Ambisporaceae. The record is from the annotation of a GenBank genome assembly.
AUGAAGAAAGAACUAAAUGAUAAAAAACAAUACGGAUUCCCAGACAAGGCAGAAAUAGAAAGAGUAAUUAAAAGAGUGACUCAACCAGGUUAUCGGCGAAUAAAUAAGGGUUUAAAACCAAAUGCCAGCGAGCAAGAGAAAGUCAAAUAUAAUAUUUGCCAAAGUAUUGGCGAUUAUUGUGAUGAUAACCAACUUUCCGAAAAAAAGUUAGCCCAAAAGUUAGGUAUUAACCAAGAGAAAUUGGAAUAUAUUCUCUUUUGUCACAUUAAUAAACUUACCGUAGAAGAAUUAAUUGAUUAUGUGGCUAAACUAACCGGACAUUUAGAAAUAAAAGUAAAUUAUGACCGCUCAGAAGCCUCCUUGCGAGCCUGUUAA